AGCUAAUUAUCUUCAACCUAGCCUGGAUAUAUGUAUGUAUCGUGUCUGCCUCCAUCACGAUCAGUCACUUGCGAGCCUGAUACCGUGAACCACACAUAGCUAAUGUGCUUAUAGGUGUAUCAUUAGCUAGGCUACUUGUUUUGCCAUUGCAUAGUUAGCUAACGGCUGCGCUAACGAACCAGAUUGCAAGCUAGUAGCUAGCUAUUUAUGCUACCAGCUACAGCUGGCUAGCUGUACAGUUUUUUGACAUGGCUUUCCCCGAUUCAAUAGCUGUCCAUGAUGCGUUCAUCCUCCUCUGCAGCUUCUUUGCAUUGUGCCUCAAGUUUGGGUUUGCGUUUGUGGAGGCAGGCAAAACCGAUCCAAAGAACGUCUCCAAUGUCAUCUUUAAAAAUGUAGCAGACACAUUUGUCACCUUGCUGGCUUUCUUUCUCCAUGGCUAUGCGUUUGCCUUUGGGGAGCACAACGCUGUUAUUGGAACCCAAUUCUUCCUCACACUGAACAAGACAAACAUGGUAAACUUCUUCUUCAACUAUGUUCGCUGUGCUGUGGCCACUACUCUGGCACUAGGGGCUGCCAACGAGAGGACAGAACCAAUCGGCUACCUCAUAUCCGCAUAUGUUUUCUCAGGAAUAAUCUACCCUCUGGCUUGUCACUGGGUCUGGGACCAGCAAGGCAUCUUCAGUCCAACCUCCACCUCCUACCCAUCACAGGACUAUGCAGGCAGCGGUGUGAUCUUCUUGCUGGGUGGUGCAGCGGCAGCUGUCUCACUGCGGGUUAUAGGAUCACGGGCUGGACGCUGGAGUCCCCAUUUCAAACGGACAGAGCACAGCCAGCCUAUGGUGGUGCUGGGAGGAUGCCUUCAAAUGCUGGGCUUCUUGGGCCUGGUGAUAGGCACUCACCCCCGUGUGUUGGAUGCUGAUGAGGGCCUGUUACUGGGGCUAGGCACUGUAAACCUGCUGCAUGCUGCUACAAGCGGAGGACUCUACGGACUAAUGAUCCAACGCAUCGAUAAGAACUACUAUGAUCUCGACAGCAUGCUCUCUGGGGCCAUUGCUGGCAUGGUGGCAGUGUGUGCAGGAGUAGACACCUACAUGCCUGGUGUGGCAGUCAUGUGUGGGGCCACUGGAUCUCUCCUCUUUAUUGGCUUUCGCCGCUUCCUCUGUGCUGUGAAGCUGGAUGACCCCCUUAACAUCGUCUCUGGGUACUUAAUUCCAGGGGCCUGGGGCUUGAUGCUUGCUGGUUUAUUCUCUGAUCAUGGGGCUCUUGGAGGACAUAUCCAGGUGUUGGGGAACAAUUGCAUUGUGGCACUGGUGUUAUUCUUCUGGGCAGUGGCUAUUAUGUACCCUCUUCUCUCCAUACUCAUGUGUUUUGGAGUGCUGCGAGUCCCCCGCUUCAUGGAGAAACAAGGAAUAGACAAAAUCAGACACACGCUAAGGCACCCUCACGGCACCAGGAAGUCACUGAACUAACCCCAGACAGAAACAUCAAUCCAGAGGCAAUGAAGUUAAACCUGGGAAUCAUUUUGGAAUUUUUUUUUCCUAAACAAUUUCUUAAUGCAUAACUAAAACAUUUGUUAGCAAGCAUAUAUGUUCCAGAGUAAUCCUCUUUUGUUUGCACCAUAGUUUCAUAUUGAGAAGGAUGGCAGUACAAAAUAUUUACAAAGUCAAACAAUUUAUUGUAUGAAUCACAGAUGUCUUGAGUAAGGCAAACACUACUACACACAAUUGCCCCAUGUUUCUAGGUGUAAUUUACUAGGGAAGCAUUUAGUUACGAGGUUGUUAUUUGGGGGCCGAACAGUUGAAAAGGCAAAUAAAAUUAAAUGCACUGUCCAAUAACUGACAUCUUUGAGUAGAUAAACAUCCACUAUAUUUGCGUGAAAAAACAGGUAGUGCAACUAGUGGAAUGUAGGCAAA
Salmo salar (Atlantic salmon) is the source of this 1913-nucleotide messenger RNA. Its product is annotated as putative ammonium transporter 1. Gene Ontology annotation, biological process: ammonium homeostasis; ammonium transmembrane transport. NCBI's taxonomy places the organism in Eukaryota, Metazoa, Chordata, Actinopteri, Salmoniformes, Salmonidae. The record is from RefSeq and is a predicted model, not a curated record. Gene Ontology annotation, molecular function: ammonium channel activity. Gene Ontology annotation, cellular component: plasma membrane.